This is a messenger RNA of Branchiostoma belcheri (Belcher's lancelet), 8964 nucleotides long. RefSeq lists its product as uncharacterized. The record is from RefSeq and is a predicted model, not a curated record. Lineage: Eukaryota; Metazoa; Chordata; Leptocardii; Amphioxiformes; Branchiostomatidae. Bases 230 to 8059 code for a protein of 2609 amino acids. Gene Ontology annotation, biological process: homophilic cell-cell adhesion. The transcript is spliced from 70 exons. Gene Ontology annotation, molecular function: calcium ion binding; protein binding. Gene Ontology annotation, cellular component: extracellular region; plasma membrane.
UGAGAUUACCAUAGUAAACUCCAGACUACAGUACAUCGACGAAAGAACUUUCUCAGACCUCAGAAGCCUCCGGAAAUUGACUAUCCAUGGAACAGAUCUCAGAUACUUUCCCGACAUCUCCAACUGUACGGCUCUUCAAAAACUAGACCUGAGUUACAACAACAUUGCCUUCCCUGUUGGCGUGGAUCCAAAACUACAGUUUUCAGACACGCUUACACAUGUGAGCCUUAUGGAAAACAACAUCAGCUGGGUUCCCCGUGGACUCUUCUCCGGAACCAAGAUUCGCUACUUGGGCCUCAGUGUGAACAAGAUAAAACAGUUCCCGUCAAACGCACUGGAAAAUAUGGCUGACCUGGAGUUCUUAUCUCUGGACCAAAACAAGCUAACUUCAUUGUCAAGGAUAACGUUGGACACGCUUGCCGUGUCUAAUAUCAUGCAUCUCAAUUUCAGCAACAACGAGAUCAGUUACAUCGGAGCAAAGGCAUUUCUUCAGCUGACAAAUCUAAAGAUCCUGGAACUGCAUCGGAACCUGAUGACGACCAUUGGAUGGAACACCUUCGACAACUACCACAGUUUACUUCACUUAGAUUUAAACUACAACAAGCUGAAGAAGCUGCCAAGUCGCUCCUUCACCAACUUGGGCGAGCUGAGGACAUUGAUCCUACACAGUCAACAGGUACCAGAUGCCAUGCAAGCAAUCAUGUUUGACGCCUUUUACAACCUCACUCAACUGACGACAUUGUUUAUCAGCAACAAUAGCUUCACAACGUUUCCACACCCUGCAUUUUCUGAGGAGGACUGGCCAAAUCUGCGAUUCCUGCACGCAGACCACAACAAAAUCGUCAAUGUGACUGAGUACUCCAACAAUGCCUUCGAGGGUGUGUACUUGUCUCUUUAUGCGGCCAGGAGAAUUCAACACGAGGGUCAACCGUUUUCAAAGCUAUCGUCUGUACAGACCUUAUGGCUCCACGACAAUCAGAUCGCUUCUAUUCGUAAGGAUGACUUGUGUCAUCUGACGAGCCUGACAACUCUUGAGCUUGGUACCAAUACAUUGGACGAGACAACGCUACAGUCUGGUGCAUUCCGGUGUCUUGGGAAUCUACAAAACCUCCGUCUCGGCAGUAACCGUAUCCAGUACCUACCAGUGUCUAAGUACGAUGACGUAUAUCCACCAGUAGUCCGGGAAUUGAUCAUAAGCUCCAACCGACUUACUUUCCUGCUAGAGGGGACCUUCAGUAACCUAACAUCCUUGCAAAAUUUAUUCCUGGAUUCAAAUAGAAUCAUCACAAUUGAGGAUGGAACAUUCCCAGACGAGAUUAGGAUCAUAAACCUCCAGAACAAUAGAUACUUCGACUUCCGUCAUCAGAAUCCGUUCAGCAACCUGACACGACUGCUGGGUAUUGUUCUGGAUGGCAACGCGAUUACAGAAAUCCCAGAAACUGCAUUUUACGGGCUCGGAAAUCUAUUUGGACUGAGCCUUAGUAACAACAAAUUAGGUUGGAUACGAAAGGAUGCUUUCAAAGACUUUGUCUUCCUACAGACACUAAAUCUCGACAACAACGAGAUUGGAUAUGUGGAGGAAGGGACCUUGGACCAGCUGCCAGACAUCAGACAUGUGCAACUGAAUCACAACGAUCUGACAUCUCUAUCAAAUACCGGGGAUUUCUACAAUAUCUCUGGCAAUGACCUGACCUUCCAAAACAACAGAAUAACUGCAAUCCGCAACCACACUUUUAAGGCAAUAAGUGUAGAUAUCCUGAAUCUGGAAAGCAACUCUAUUUCCAUCAUAGAGCGCUACGCCUUCGACUACGUUGCAACAUCGAAGAUAGAUCUGGAUAACAACCCUACAAAGUUGGUGGAGUCGUAUGCAUUCAACGAAGUACGGUGUGUGGCGAAUGAAGGAUUGACAUUCAAGAAUGCUGAAUUCGAGUUGCUGAAUUCUUACGUAUUCAACGACGUUCAUGCCAGAUAUCUCUACCUUGAUGGAGGAGCAAUCACCGACAUCGCUCCCUACGCUUUCUAUAAAGUCAACGUUGACUAUACACUAUCUCUGUCGGGGAAUAUGAUUGAGAUGUUGGAGUCGACCACAUUCAACAACCUCGCAAGUCUUGAAAAACUUGACCUAUCCAACAACAGAAUCCAGUUCUUAGCAGACGGUGUAUUCAACGGCAUCAUGAACAACGCACGAAUCGAGAUUGACCUGAGUGGCAACCCUCUAGCCUGUAGCUGUUCCAUGGUUACUAUGAUGGCGAACCUAUGGAACCUCACUACCAUAACGGGAGGGGAGUGCGCUACCCCUGCCCAGGCAGCUGGCGUAUCCUUCAUCUCAUCACAAAGAAAUGCCAGCAAUAACUACUUCCUAUCCGUGUGCCCUGAGACUUUCGUUUGUGCACCGGAGAAUGUGCAACCGGCAGCCUCAGGACAGAAUGAGAUCACAGUCUCCUGGACACCCCCAACCAUCCCGUACCCCUCUCACCCUGAAUUCGACAAGUAUACAUCAGGAUGUAGUCCUAGAGACAACGUGACCGACAGAAGCUUCUGGACGUAUGAUGUGAACUGCACCAGUAGCGAUGCACCAGACAUCGCCGUAGAUGGUGUCACGAACUCGUCAGUCGUGUUCGGAGCUGCAGACGAUGUCAGAGCCGGUACAGACUACGUGUGUACGGUGAUCCUGAACAACAACGGCAGCUACAGCGCAGUGGGGUGGCCGGAACCUGUCACAACUCUAGAGGACCUAGUGUCCGUUAACGGGACGGCGUCAAAUGUAACAGAUGACCUAGACCUGCCCAUCACGUACUAUGACUUCAGCGUGAACCACCCAGACUUCGACGGCACCAGACAGGGGGAACUGGGAGAACCGAUUUACGUCAACAGUCCUUUUGGGGCAUUUUUGGCCCUUUCGGACACCCCCGCUACAGACUCCAUCUCUCAGUGGUUCGCGUCUGUCCCUAACGUCAACUACGUUCGACAAGCGACGCUGAGGCUGGACAAGCAGAACGCCACAGAUACCUACAGAUAUUACAGCGACAGCUUCUUUCCCAUGGACGGGCUGGGAUACAGGUCGGAACAACAGAGAGACUGCAACAAUAUACUCCACAACUUUGGAUUUACCCUGGCUAUUCGUGUGGCCAUCACUUAUACCGGGAACGAGAUCAUCACCGUCGGCGGUGGGGACGAGCUCUGGUUGUUUGUUGACAAACAGAAAGUUGUUGACCUACGGCGACAGAAGGGUGACGGUUCUACAAACACCGCGUGUAGGAAAAUCAGUCUACUUCCGGCUAAGGAAGAUGGUGGAGGGAGUAUUGUGCCUGUUUCCGGGAAUGUCACAGGGGGAGAAUGUGUUCCAGGAAAUAGUGCAUCGAACGAUACCGUGGCAUUGGACUUGACGGUUGGAGAAACUUACCACUUUGUCCUGUUCGUGGCUGAGCGGGAACAGUGCGUGUCCUCCCUGUUCCUGGAGAUUUCCGGGACGACCUUCUCGUCACAGGUGAUUGGCAGUUCUGCAGACGGUGGGAGCAGGAGGAGACGUUCUGCCGACGUCAGCGGAUACCCUCUGGACUACGAGGUGACCGUACGGGAGGACCUGCAUGUGAACGGCACCGUGCAGACGGUAGUUGUGACCGACAUUUUCUCUACAGGGCCAUUCUACAAUGUGUCCAUUCUAAAAGGAAAUGAAGCUCGCCAUUUUACGAUCAAAGAAGACACCCCCGCUAACCGUCUGGCGGCCGUCCCGCCGUCCCCCGCGCCCCUGUCCUGGGUGACAGUAGAGGGGCUGUCGUUUGUCACCUGUGAUACCGAGACACCGACCCCGGCACCCGACCCCAACAUACCAGGUACGGAAUCAUUCGAAGUGACCACAACAACUGUCUUGUUGAGUAUUGAUACUGAAGUGGAUUAUGAGGUUGCCCAGGAAUAUACACUGAUACUAGAGGUACAGGAUGACGGCGCCUCACCACCAAGGACAGGGACAGUGGCUAUCAAGAUCUAUAUAGAAGACGUAAACGACAACUGUCCCACACUAGAGGAGACGAUGUUCACCCUUCAUCCUCAGCCUGUGCUCAGACUGACGCCCGUGUUGUCUUUAGUGUGGGAGGACAGAGACAGCGGUGACAACGAGAACACUACAUUCCACAGGACACAGAUCAACCAAACAACUAUUUAUGACAGCAGGAACGACAGCACUCUGUUAGAGUUCUACAUCAUCGUGGUCGACAAAGGGACGCCGCCCCGCGGGGACAUAGCAAUCGUUGCCAUGACGAUAAACGACGCUUGUCUCUAUGACAGUUUGAACCAACCAAUCACGUACGAGAUAAGUGUGAUAAGUGUGGAGGACGACACUGGUGGAGUGUUUGUUAGAGUGCCAAAGUAUUACGUCAAAGAAUUUGAAUGCGGUGAGCCCCUGGGCAUGCAGAGCGCUCUGAUCUUCUUCACACAAAUCACCGCCUCCUCGGCGUAUGAAUACUACCAGCCGCACUACGGCCGGCUGCACAACCGGCCCACAAAUAACGACACCACGGGGGUGUUCGCACAGGGCAACUGGAAGGCAGAGAUUACAGAUGCGAAUCAGUGGCUACAGGUGGGCUUUCUUGAAGAGACUAUCGUCACCGGAGUGAUCUUACAGGGGAGUGCAAAUGAGGAGGCCUGGGUACAGACGUAUUACUUGACAUACCUGAGUACCGGUAACGACACGUGGAAGACAUACAUGGAAGGAGGAGUACGAAGGGAAUUCACCGGAAACACAGACGCCUCCUCAACUGUGCAACAAGAUCUUACCGACCCCAUCACGGUAACUAACAUCCGGAUCCAUCCGCUGGCGUGGCGGGAAAGCAUCAGCAUGAGGAUGGAGCUGAUUGGCUGUACUGUGGAACUGCAAUAUAUCCGUAACACCCGUUGUGAACGCUGCCCUACUACCUACUACUGCCUGGGUGACGGGAUGGCCAGACCGUGCGGACGGUGUGACCCUCCCUCCCCGGCCUGCGACCGUUCCCCUACCGAGCACUCGUUCGGUGGCGCCUCGGAGUGUAGCCCGUGUCCACCCGGUAGGAUUUGUCAGGACGGUUAUGCAUUCAACUGUUCCAGGUACCAGUAUGCAGACCCGUGUAACGACACUUACUGCCCUCCGAGUUGUACAGACUGUGAAACUGGGUACGCCUGUCUGUUCGGGAGGAAGACAUUGUGUCGGGCAGGGCUGUUUGGAACAGGAGUCACAGACUUCUGCCAGCCGUGUGCGCCCGGGUCCUACAACAACCAGUCGGGCUCGGCGGGAUGUGACUGCUGCCCGGCAGGGUUCUACAGCACCAGCGGCAAGACUGAGUGUGAACCCUGCCAUCCCUUCACCUGGUCCCGGGGAGACUGCACGCCGUGUGUGGGCUGCAAACCGGGCGAAUGCCCUUGCAUGGAUCGUGAACCUUGUUAUGAAGGAGUGACCUGUCAGAACAUCGACAGCGCCACCUUCCGGUGUGGGCCCUGUCCUGCAGGCCUCAGCGGGGACGGCGUCACCUGUGUGGACAUAGAUGAGUGCUCCUUGGCAAGCCCGUGUUUCGCCAACGCCACAUGUGAAAACUCGAACCCUGGGUACGAGUGCGGAAAAUGCCCAGUAGGCUACACGGGGGAGAGUUCCCAUGGAUACGGACUGGAGCAUGCGCAGAACAACCCGCAGGUUUGCUUGGACAUUGACGAAUGUGACGUAGACAACGGUGGAUGUCACGAGUUUGCCGAGUGUAUCAACACACCGGGAAGCUACAGGUGUGGCAACUGUGUGGAAGGUUACAUCAGUGACAUCUACCUGGGCUGCAUCCCGGAAGACUUGUGUCAGCUCGGCAGGCACAACUGUAGCAGCAACGCCACCUGUCUGUCUCUGGGGAACGGCAAGUUUAGAUGCGAAUGUGAGACCGGACAGGGCGGGGAUGGAUACCGGUGUAGCAGGGACACUGACCAGGACGGCUGGCCGGACGAACCGCUGUCAUGUCUCACUAGGAACUGUGCACAGGACAAUUGUCCCCUGGACCCAAACAGCGGGCAGGAGGACAAUGACGGGGACACCAUGGGUGACGUGUGUGAUCCUGAUGACGACAACGACGGGCGGAUGGAUACUGAGGACAACUGCAUCUUUGUCCACAACUGGGACCAAGUAGAUGCAGACGGUGACGGUUACGGUGACGCAUGUGACACGUGUCCCGGCUUAGCCAAUCAGGAUCAAACUGAUACAGACGGUGAUGGUGUUGGAGAUGCCUGUGACAAUGAUGAUGAUGGCGAUGGUUUUGAUGACGCCAUCGAUGUGUGUCCCUACGUGAACGACACGCAGGCUGACGCAGACGGGGACGGUGUGGGGGACGCCUGUGAUAACUGCCCUACCGUCCACAACCCCAGUCAGGCAGAUGCCGACAUGGACGGGUACGGGGACGUCUGCGACGUGAGCGACAAAGAUGGCGACGGUGUUGUCAACACUGUUGAUAACUGUCCAGAUAUCACCAACCCUGAACAGACGGACACAGACGGUGAUGGAACAGGUGACGCAUGUGAUGACGACAUUGAUAAUGACGUCAUGCCGAAUAACCAGGACAACUGUCCCUAUGUCUCAAACCCUGGCUGGGAGGAUACAGAUGGUAACCAUGUUGGUGACGCCUGUGAAUACGACUAUGAUGGUGACGGUGUCCCGGAUGUUGAUGACAUCUGUCCCAAGCUCGCUAACUAUCACGUGACUAGCUUCACCAAUCACGUCUCCGUAAACCUUGCUGGUGGGACCGCACCGGAUUGGGAAAUAACAGACAGCGGAAGAAAUAUUCGUCAACUCAGUGGCACAGACAGCCCUAUACUAUUAAUUGGUAGGGACAGUUUUGGGCCUGUAAACUUCACGGGAACCAUGUUCAUCGCCGAGGACUCUGGGAACGACUUCAUAGGCUUCGUGUUUGGCUAUCUGAGUAACCGGAAGUUCUACGUCGCCAUGUGGAAACAUCAGAACGAGAACGAAGAGGGUAGCAUUAGCAUUGGUGGAAUAAAAGGCCUUCAAAUCAAGCUCGUAGAUUCUACAACAGGUCCUCACACAGAUUUAGCAACGGCGCUGUGGCACACUCACGACACAACCAACCAGAUCAAGCUACUGUGGCACGAUCCAGACAUGCGCGGCUGGGAACAUCGCACACCGUACACGUUUCACCUCAUACACCGGCCGUCAAUAGGUCUGAUUAGGGUGACCAUUUCUAACAACAUGGAGGUCCUGACAGACACGGGUAACGUGUACGACACGACCAUCCUGGGGGGUCGGCUGGGGGUGUUCCAGUACAACCAAGCAGGCGUCAUCUGGUCCGACCUCCGCUACACAUGCGGGGAUAGAGAGAAUCAGGCACUGUACUUUGACGGGAUGGACGACUAUGUCGAGCUGCCCUCGAUUAUCACUCUGGAACUACAUGACAGCUUCACAAUAGAAGGUUGGAUCAGGCUGGGUGGGGAGGUGACGACCUCCAAGAUGCCGAUCAUCUGUACCAUGGACAGUAGACUAUGUCUGUUCUUACAAAACAGAUAUCUAAGUGGCCAACUGUGCGAUGACGUCAUCCAAGGUUCCACGGAAUUCCAGGAAAAUACGUGGAGUCACGUGACGAUGCUGUUUGACGCCCAACAGUACAUCCUGUCCCUCUACAUUAACGGUACACAGGAGACGGCACAGUCUGGUAUCAUGCCUAGAGACUGGUCGAACAAUGAUACCAACUUGUACAUCGCAAGGGACGAACAUGACUUCUUCAAUGGAACGUUAGACGAGGUACGUUUAUACGGACUGAAGCUUCUAGAAGAGGAGAUCACAGAAGACCUACAGACAUCAGGCAGGGAGAGGCAGUAUCUUCGCCGCUUUCUUAACGCGCAUUUCAACAUGGAUAGUGAGGGAACAAACGCCACCUCCCUGUUGGACAGUGGUUUGUUCCAGCACCACGGCAGGAUGAUUGGCAGCCCGCUGUUCGUUCCCAGCACAGUGGACCAGGCCAGGUUUCAACUGACUUUUCCUAACGCCAGACGGAGGAGACGGAGGGACCUAACGUACUCAGAGUCACGCCAUUCUGAGUUGUAGACACUUAGAUAUUCUCAGUUCUGUACAUAGAAAAACUCAAUUCAGUUCAACCUAGUUCAUCUAGUUCCUGUGAUCGGAACAUUGGGAAGUUAUAGUACUUCUAUAGACAUAAACAAAACGUAAUCAGACAAAAUGAGUGUUGCAAUAUCAUACGUUUAUCAUAAGUUAUAAAAUAUCAUGCAAUUUUGAGUGUUAUGUUGCAAUAUGUUUACCAUAAGGUAUAUAUCAAAUAUCAUGUUAUUUACAAGAGUUGACUUAACAAAAGUUGACUUGCUAAAUUAACCUAACGGAACAUGCUGCAAAGAUUAUUGUAUCAAAUAUUUUACUUAAGAUAUGACGUUUGUGAGAAUGUACUUGCGUUGUGAAACCUUAAAUCUUUUCCGAAGAGACGUCUAGGGGAAUACUAUGGAACUGCAGUAAGAAAUGCGCAUGGCUUUUGAAGUAAUUACUGGAUCGAAUAGUAUCUUUCUUGCGUUAGUUUAGUUUCUUUUAAGUCUGCUGAGUUACGAUUACAAGACCUAGAAAGCUAGCCAGUGGACCCCUAUAUAUGUUCAAGAUAUAAGAGCUAAGUUUCUGGUUUCAAACCAUGAACUUCUGUCAAAAAACUGAAUAUUCGAUGCAAAUAACAACCUUCAAAGUGCUCUGCGAAUUAAAAUAACAAAAUGACCUCCCCGAAUGAAACAGUUUUGCGCAAAUAAGGGCAGGAAUUAAUUGCUAAACGUACACAAAACAUAACAAACGCCAAGCCCUUACUUUGGUAUCAAAUAUCAUUCUAUAUACGCCAUGAUCAUUAUCUCACCCCACCCUCUUCCCCGAUCAUGACCUCAUUUUAUCCGUCUGCUCCUGCAAAUCUUCCCUCUUAAGCUGCAAAUUAACUGGAUCCGCCCGGAUAUUUCCCGCACAUG